Molecule: messenger RNA, 660 nt
Organism: Bipolaris oryzae ATCC 44560
Lineage: Eukaryota; Fungi; Ascomycota; Dothideomycetes; Pleosporales; Pleosporaceae
Exons: 1
Coding region: 1-660 (219 amino acids)
Source: RefSeq, a predicted model, not a curated record
AUGGACCCAAGUCUUCCUACAGCAGUAGAUUACGAUGAGGAGCCGGAUCGAAUUCGACAGGACUUGCUCAGUCGCCUACACUGGAACGUUUUCGGUCCCCUCGACGAAGUCGCUGUGCGAGACGGCCCUACACUAACACCUCUCGCACACCACGCCAUAAAGUCCGAAAGCAUCGCCCUUCCACCCCUCUCUAAAGUCACCAUCCACAUAGACGUCUGUCAGGAGAAAUACGCCAUGGACGAGCACGACGACGAAGAUCGCUACCAGCCACCGUCGCCGCUAGUCAUUGAAAAGACAGAUGGCACCCCCAUUUCGAUAAACGACUUUGUGACUCUGGUCCACCCUUUUUUGAACGCCAAUGAAGAAGAGAUUUCCAAAUGCGAAGACGAAUUUCAUACGCUGCCGACGAGGCUGGAAGACGGUACUACGUUUGUCGGCGUCGACCCUGAUGAAUUCACCUCGGGUGACCAUGGCCACUUUUACCGAAGCGGCAACAUGCCAGCCAACCCCCGGUUUUUCUUCGAUGAAGCUCGGUUCAAUGCUGCCGACGAAGACGAAUUCGAGAUCUACAUUGUGCUAUUCGUCGAUGGCAACUUGGGCGUCUCUUUUGAUGAGUUUUGGGCACGGCGCGCUGCGGUAACGUAUGUGCAUCGUGAAUGA